AUGCUGCAUCAUGAUGACAAUAUUAAGCUCUUCAAGGCUAAGUUAAGGAAAUUUGUUAUGAGCUCUCUACUUGAAGUUCUUGAAAUCCGUAAGAUUCAUCCAUGUUUGCCAUCUUUCAAGGCUGAAUUCACUGCAUCUGUUCCUCUGACUCGAAUUAGAGAUAUUGCUCACCGGAAUGACAUCCCAUAUGACCUCAAGUUACAAAUUAAGCACACUAUACAACACAAGCUUCACCGAAAUGGUGGUCCUGAAGAUUUGGUUGCGACAAAAGCUAUGCUUGCUAAAAUCACAAAGAACCCUAGAGAAUAUAAUCAAGCAUUUGUGGAGCAAUUCAAGAUAUUUCAUCAAGAACUCAAGGACUUCUUUAAUGCUAGCAGGUUUAUCUUAAAUUUUCAGUAUCACUUGUAA
This is a messenger RNA of Arachis ipaensis, 408 nucleotides long. The record is from RefSeq and is a predicted model, not a curated record. NCBI's taxonomy places the organism in Eukaryota, Viridiplantae, Streptophyta, Magnoliopsida, Fabales, Fabaceae.